This is a messenger RNA of Hippocampus comes (tiger tail seahorse), 4199 nucleotides long. It is a transcript of the gene ttbk2a, whose product is annotated as tau tubulin kinase 2a. NCBI's taxonomy places the organism in Eukaryota, Metazoa, Chordata, Actinopteri, Syngnathiformes, Syngnathidae. The record is from RefSeq and is a predicted model, not a curated record. Gene Ontology annotation, biological process: protein phosphorylation. Gene Ontology annotation, molecular function: ATP binding; protein kinase activity. The coding region runs from base 444 to 3890 and encodes 1148 amino acids. The transcript has 16 exons.
CAACGCGCGAACGCGCGUUUUGAAAGCUCCAGUGCGCGUGCUCGGCUGGCUUGUUGCGAGGGAUUGAAGCCUCGGGGGCGCGCACGCAGGAAGUCCCGUCGUUUCACGUCACGUCGAGGCACGUCACUGUACGUCACGGGUCCGCAUCGACCCACACAAGAGAUGCUGAGGUGACAACCCUGAGCAGGAGAAACCAAUCUGGGAACCUUUUCCCACCCUCUUUUUCCGACUCCACGCCACGAUGGGAUCCAGCUCCGCGUCGCCCCGGGCCUCUUCCGCGGAUUUAGCGGCCCUUAUCUAACCACACCCGGGCUGUUCGUUUUCGGAUCAAGGCGAGAGUUGUUUGACAGGCUCCAGAUGCUCGGCCCCAUUUGAGACUGUCGCUUAAGAGUGGUGGAGGGCGCGGGGCAGAGGCAGCGUAGCGGUCCGGUUCUUCAGGCGGCAUGAGCGGGGGAGCGGAGCAAGCCGACAUACUCAGCGUGCUCUCCCUGGUCAAGGAACGAUGGAAAGUGGUGAAAAAGAUCGGGGGCGGUGGUUUUGGGGAGAUCUACGAGGCGCUGGAUCUGCUAACGCGGGUCAGCGUCGCGCUCAAGGUGGAGUCGGCGCAGCAGCCCAAGCAGGUACUCAAGAUGGAGGUGGCCGUGCUCAAGAAGCUGCAGGGGAAGGACCACGUGUGCCGCUUCGUGGGAUGCGGCCGCAACGACCGCUUCAACUACGUGGUGAUGGAGCUUCAGGGUCGUAAUCUGGCCGACCUGAGGAGGAGCAUGAGCCGCGGGACGUUCAGCAUCAGCACCACCCUGCGUCUCGGCCGCCAAAUCCUGGAGGCUAUCGAGAGCAUCCACUCGGUGGGCUUCCUGCAUCGUGACAUCAAACCAUCCAACUUUGCCAUGGGUCGCUUCCCCAGCACGUGCCGCACAUGCUACAUGCUGGACUUCGGCUUAGCCCGCCAGUUCACCAACUCGUGCCAAGAGGUCCGACCGCCCCGCCCAGUGGCAGGAUUCCGAGGAACGGUGCGUUACGCAUCCGUCAACGCACACAAAAAUAAGGAGAUGGGUCGCCAUGACGACCUGUGGUCCCUCUUCUACAUGCUGGUGGAAUUCCUUGUCGGCCAGUUGCCGUGGAGGAAGAUCAAGGACAAAGAGCACGUGGGCAAAUUAAAGGACACGUACGACCACCGUCUGAUGCUCAAACACCUACCGGCGGAAUUCAGUGUCUUCUUGGAACACAUUUCCAGUCUGGACUACUUCACCAAGCCAGACUACCAGCUGUUGAUGUCGGUAUUCGACAACAGCAUGAAGACGUACAACGUGGUGGAGAACGACCCGUACGACUGGGAGAGGACAUCCACCGACGGGACCCUGGUGAUCAGCGCCAGCGCCACCACGCCGCAGCACCUCACCCGCCUCACGCCCGCACACAUGGGCAUGGCCAACGCCUCUGUGAUUCCGGGCGACCUGCUGCGCGAGAACACAGAGGAAGUUCUGCAGGAUGAACAGCUCAGCGACGCUGACAACAUCGGCGCGCCCGAACGCGUGCCGGGUUCUCCGGGCCACCCGCCGCGGACGCAGGAGGCUGACGUGUGGGAGGAGCUGGACCGCAACCGCAACCGGAUACGCACGGCUUUGUGGAAGGCUGCUGCCGAGGAGGAACAAAGCAACCCCCUGGGUAGCCCAGGCCACCAGAGCCCGUACGGAGGCCCCAGCGUGGGGUCGCCCGUCAAGAUGUCGUCGGAGGAGCGCGAGGGCCCUCUGCUCAGGAAGCUGCGCAACAUCCACAGCUUUGAGCUGGAAAGGAGACUGGGCCUGGAGUCCAAACCCAAUCCAGAACGCUUCCUAGAGGCCUGUUCCACAAAGCAGACGCCCAGCAGCGCCCAGCAGCAGCAGCAACAGCAAAAACAAGAGGAUGAGGAGGCAGCCGAGGGGGCCGCCAUCAUCCCAGUGAACCAAGCUUUAGCUCCUCCUAACGGAGAGCGUCGCGAGCGGGUUUGGCACUACGACGAAGAGUUCCUUUCCGGCGGCGGCGGCGAUGGCGGCGGGUCUCCCAAAGCACCGUCUCCCGCCUCUCUGGAGCACGGCGACGGGGCUGCCAGCAGCGGGGGCUUCGUGGCCCUCAACCUCAGCUCAGGCCGGCAGGACGUGGACUCACGGGACUGGGUUCUGGUGGAGCGGCCCGGAACAAAAGCCAGCUCCAGCCCUUCAGAACAGGAAGAGGAAGAGGAGGAGGCGGAGGUCCUGCAGGAACCGGGGUGGGAGCGGGGCGUGCUGAGUCCCGGCUCUGGGAAAGCAAAGCCGGACAGCACGGCUUCCUCCAAGGAGAGCGCGAAAGCCGACAAACUCGAGCUCAGUGUGGGGCCUGCGGAGGCCCUGCCGCCCGUCACCCCCACCAGCCCGGCCGAAGCGCUGACGGAGGGGAUCCUCACCCAGCACCCAACCUCUCCUCCGUCCCUGCCCGAGGAAGUGGCCACCCGGACCUCGGGGCCCAUCCCUCUGCGCUCCCCCAGCCCUCACACCCUCUUCAGCACCCUGUCGGACCCUCUCCACCAGCGCCACCCCCUGGCCAUGAGGCGUAGCCAGUCUGCCGACCAGCACCGGGACCGGCCACCGUCUUCUUCCUCUUGCCACGCUUCCUUACCGCUUCCGCUCAGACCCUCACCCAGUCGCAGGAAACUGCCCGCCAUCCCGGCCGGCGCCGCCAACGCCAACUUCCCCUCUGUCAUUCAUAUAACCAGGGCCCAGCUGCAGCAGCUGACAGCUCAGCGUCCGUCCGGGCUGUCUUCGGGGUCGGACAGCGUCCACCCACCGGAGAGAUUUGGCGAAGCCGAAGCGGAGCCCAGCGCGGACUCCCCGGGGACGCCCACGGACCCGCCGCCGGUCAACGGGGACGCCUCGAGUCCGGUGCCGAGCCGCCAAAGCGACUCCCCCCACUCCCCUCGUAGUCCCUCUUUGCCGAACGGACACCAGUCGCCGACCCCUCCCUGCUCUGAGAAAGACAAUCUAGCCCCAGAAAAGCCGGGCAGCCAAAUUUCCCCGUCCGCGCCUCGACGCCGGCAGAGUCGCAUCCCCGUACUGGAACCGCCACCCCCGGGCUCAGCCAAAGAAAAACUGCUGCAGAAGAAAGCCAACAACCAGGUCCCGCUGCCAUCCCCCUGCGCCUCGCCAUCCCUCUCCGACCGCCGCGCACCCGCCGCCGUGGCCUCCCUGGCCAGAGAUCCGCUGUCGUCGGCCUCGGACCGCUCCCAGGAGGAGGACUCGCUCAUGGGCUCACGCUCGGACCGACACGGGGACGGCUCCCUGUCCUCCUCCUCCAGCCCCAUGUCCCGGCGGAGCAGGAUCCCUCGGCCCGUCCACUCUACCUUGUCCGCAGAGCAGCUGGCCGCCCAAUUCCUGCCCCGCCCGCCUCCUGGGAAGCCGCCAUGCCGCAACACGGUGGAGGGCAGGAUCCGACGCUACCGCAUCCGAUCGGGCAGCACCAGCGACUCGGACCUCCUGACCUGCCUGGCUCAGCUGAUGCACGGCGCCCGCGGCUCCGCCGCGCCGUCGUCCGGAAGCUGGCGUAAGGGGCCGACGGGCGUCAGCAGCCUGACCGGCUCGCCGCAUCACGUCCGCAGCUCCAGCGCCUCGCCUCGCAGCUCGUCCUCGCUGCAGCGUUCCGUCAGCUCCUCGCCCUCGCGCCACGAGCACCGCGGCAGCUUCGGAGGAGGAGGAGAAAGCUGCCAGGGCCGCAGCCGCUCGCCGCCCAGCUUUUCCGGAUCGCCUCCGCCGCGCCGACUCUUCCACCACCACCACCAGGAAACGUGCUGCAGCCGGCAGGCCCGCACCGCCGCCUUGCACCUGUCCAGGGCGAAGGGCUGCAGUCGGGAAGGCAAGUGCUCCAGCAAGCUGGCCAGAUAGUUGCCCGGGAGGUGAACGCAGAACAGUUUUCGGUAUCCCUCCUUCUCUUUCCGAACCUCAUCGCGCGCCCCCCUUGUUCCAUUACUGUUUUCUAAUGUUCAUGUUAUCGUGUUGGAUAACAAAAUAGUGCAGCUGCGAUUUUAUUUCCUGUCCAGGGAUCAGUAGUUGGUACUGUAGCACGGUGUUUUCCAACCUUUAUUGAGCCAAAUGGAAAAAGCGCAAGCGAUUCAGUCAUUCAAAUACAAUUUCAGUCACAUCUUACAAUUCUCCUUAAAAAUGUACGAUUUGCAGAUAGGGCUGCAAUUUAGG